GGUUGUGCCAGACUACCGCGUUCAGGCACGUCGUCAAAAAAGGCGGGCACUCGUCGUUGUAUCGGGUGUAACAAGACGUCAUAUACACUAUACGGUAUGUAACAACCGACAGGAAUGGAAAAAAAUGGCGGCCGUUUUUUGACACCCGUACCCGUGCCGCCUCCGUCCCCGUCAUCGGGCGUAUGCGUGCCGUCCCCGAAACCGCUGCGCGCACCGACGAUCGCCGUUUUCCGACGCCCGUCCGAUUACGGUUCACCGUUUUGUAAGCGCGUAGCCGCGUAAACGACAACCACUGAAUAAACCGUAAUAUAAUCAUAAUAUUAAAACGUCGUCGCGCCGGCGUCAUCUCAACGGACGCCUGACACUACACCGCAGCCGCCUUCGCGAACACCGCGUAAGUACAGAAUACCUACUCUUCGUCACUUCGGUACCUAACUCGACGUAACGGGAUCGGAGGAUCUCGACUCUGAUCUGUGACUCAGUUCUGAGGUGCGAAUGUACGAAACUAUCGUCAACUCUUCGUCCGACAAUAGCAAUAAUAAUAACACCAAUAAUGGUAUUAUUAAUAAAUACGAUUCUUCGUCGUCGCGCACACAUACCCCACAAUACAAUAUCAAUAUGGUAAUGUUAGUUUUUAACGCGUCGUCGAUCGGUCGCUACUCGCGCUCGCGUUUGUCGUCGUAGUCACUGUCACUCUCGAGUCUCGACUCUUGAUACCCGUUGUCGUCGUUAAUAAUUGUGAGCACUGAGCGUCGUUCAUGAGCUACAUGAGCAGCGCGGCGGUGGCGGCCGCGGCCAACGGCGCGUCGUAAAAUAAUAUGUGUACGGUUGCCGUGUGGCGGCGCUUUCAUAGAAUUAAUAUAUAUGUCUCGCCGCGGCUGUUAAUGAUGCCCCCCGUGUACAAAACGUGUAUUUAAUUAACAAGACCUCAACAAUGUCUGAAAACGAAGGAACUAUUGUAUUAGAUAGUGGAUCAUCUGCAAAUACCAUGACUAUUGAUGGGACUCACAUAAAAUUGGAGGCUACAACCUCUGGCACUGAAAAUAUAACAGAUAUACAAAAUUACUUGGAUUCAUUUAAUAAAGAGAUUGAAGGAAAUGAAGUAACCCAAGUACAAACUGAUGGAGAUUCAGUAGAACAUGCAUAUUUCAUAGAUCAAAAUGUCCAAUAUUAUUAUCAAACAACUACAGGAGAUGGCCAGAUGGUUAUGGUUGGAGGACUUUCAGAACACGAUGCACAAAUGAUGGCUAACACAAAUGAUAACAAUAUGGACAACGUAACUCAAAUCGUUCUGCCUAAUGUACAAGAUAAAAUUAAAAAAGAUAUUCCCCAAAUUGUUGCUUUAGGAGAUGGUAGUGGGUAUCAAACAGUCACUCUCGUUCAAGCUGACGCUGACGCCAACAAUUACGUUCUUUAUGUAGUCAAACAACAAAAUGAUAAAAGUGAUGAAACAAGCCUUAGUAUGGAGAUUUCUCAAGAAGACCCUGAUCCAGAUGAUCCUGAUGUUAAUAAUGUAUAUGAUUUUAAUGAUGGCGAAGAUCCAACUCUACCAAAAAAACAGGAAAUUAUAGAUUCGGGCGAAGAAGAUGAUAAAUCUAAAAUACUUAAAUUAGUACCUAAAAAGUCACAGACUGUAACACAAGCACAUAUGUGUAACUAUUGUAAUUACACUACUGGAAAAAGGUAUUUAUUGUCUCGUCAUAUGAAGUCUCAUUCUAAAGAACGUCCUCAUAAGUGUACUGUUUGUGAACGUGGAUUCAAAACUCUAACUUCUUUGCAAAAUCAUGUUAAUACUCAUACUGGAACAAAACCAUAUCAAUGUCGAAGUUGUCCAAGUGCAUUUACUACAUCGGGAGAACUUGUUAGACAUGUUCGUUAUAAGCAUACUCAUGAAAAACCGCAUAAAUGUACAAUAUGCGAUUAUGCUAGUGUAGAACUUAGCAAAAUGAGAAACCACAUGAGAUGUCACACUGGUGAAAGACCGUACCAAUGUCCCCAUUGUACUUAUGCAAGUCCAGAUACAUUUAAAUUGAAGCGCCAUUUGCGUAUACACACUGGUGAGAAACCAUAUGAGUGUGAUAUUUGCUUUUCUAGGUUUACCCAAUCCAACAGUUUAAAAACACACAGACUAAUACAUAGCGGUGAAAAACCUGUAUUUAAAUGUGACCAUUGUCCAGCCACUUGUGGUCGAAAAACUGAUUUACGCAUUCAUGUACAAAAGCUUCAUACUUCCGACAAACCUAUUAAGUGCAAACGAUGUGGUGAUGCAUUCCCUGAUCGUUACCAAUACAAGGUUCACUGUAAAUCACACGAAGGGGAAAAAUGUUAUAAAUGUGAAUUGUGUCCUUAUGCUUCCAUGUCUCAGCGUCAUCUUGAAACUCAUAUGUUAAUACAUACAGAUGAAAAACCAUUCCAUUGUAAACUAUGUGAUCAGUCAUUCAGACAAAAACAAUUACUACGCCGCCAUCAUAAUCUGUAUCAUAAUCCGGCAUAUAUACCACCUCCACCACAUGCGAAAACUCAUCAGUGUAAUACAUGCCAACGAUCAUUUAGACAUAAAGGAAAUUUACUAAGACAUAUGGAAGUUCAUAUGCAAGAAUCCACUGGAAAUGAUCGAAAUACAGCAUUAAAACAAAGACUAGAGUAUACAGAUUCAGCUAAUGAAGAUGAAUCUGAAGAGGACACAAGUAUUCCAACAAGUGAAACUGGAGUUGUAGCAGUAGAAGGCGACGAUGGACAGCAAUAUGUUGUACUUGAAGUGAUUCAACUUGAUGGUCAAGAUCAGAUAGAUAGUUACACGUCUACAAGUGUAUCAAUACAACAAGCCGAUCAAUCUUCUUCACCAAGUCAAAAAGACCUUACAAUUUUAAAAACAGCGUCUCUGUCAGACGUGAAAGAAGAAUGUGGUGAUGGCGUUGAAAAUUGUUUCGGUUUUGAUGACGAAGAUGAUGAAGAAACAACAAACUCAGGUGGUUAAAAGUAACUAUAAUUCAAGUGUAAAAUUUUAACUCAAACUUUUUACAUUUCCUUUUAUAUUAUUUGUGUAUCGAGUUUAAUGUUUUUAGCAUUUAUAUCAUAAUUGAUGUAUAGUGUAAUAUAAUUGAACAAACUGCUCUUUUAAAACUAUAAUUGAUGUUAUUUUAGAUUUAAAUUAUUUGAACUUUUGAAAUAAGUAUCCAAUUUUAACUGCAAUACAUUUACUAUUAUAGCUAUCGGUUUAUCUAUGUCUAAUUUAUUUUUGUUUUUAUUUCAAUUUUGUAUUUUGAAAAUAAAUUACAUAAUAUACUUAAACUAAGUCAUUAGAGAUUAACAAAUUAGCGUGUUUAUAUUCAUGUAUGGCUUAAAUUAUUUUAUAAAUAUGAUUUUAAAUUGUUUUUUAUUCGAAUUAUUAUUGAAUAUAAUAUAAGCAAACGAAUGUACCAACUAACUGUUAACAAAACUAAUAGUCAAUUCAACAUCGCUGAUUUGUGUUUUAUUAUAUACAUACUUAUUUUAUUGCAUUUUUUACUGUGUGAAAAAAUUGAAAAAGUAGAUUAAUACCUAUGACCUAACGUUUAUGAAUAAGGUUUAGAGAACAGACUUUUUUUAUUGUGAAAAUCUGGUUUCUUUUAAUUAUACAAUGUUUAUUUAAA
Molecule: messenger RNA, 3632 nt
Organism: Acyrthosiphon pisum (pea aphid)
Lineage: Eukaryota; Metazoa; Arthropoda; Insecta; Hemiptera; Aphididae
Product: transcriptional repressor CTCFL
Exons: 15
Coding region: 935-2977 (680 amino acids)
Source: RefSeq, a predicted model, not a curated record